Messenger RNA from Stegastes partitus (bicolor damselfish), 6656 nucleotides. RefSeq names its product eukaryotic translation initiation factor 4 gamma, 3a (gene eif4g3a). The record is from RefSeq and is a predicted model, not a curated record. The transcript has 34 exons. NCBI's taxonomy places the organism in Eukaryota, Metazoa, Chordata, Actinopteri, Pomacentridae. Gene Ontology annotation, cellular component: eukaryotic translation initiation factor 4F complex. Gene Ontology annotation, molecular function: protein binding; translation initiation factor activity; mRNA binding.
GUAACUGGCCGAGAAUUGCCGAAUCAUCUGUCCUGCCCGGACUGUUGGAAGCGGCCGCAACGCCAUGUUGGCGAAGUGUCUCAUCUCUGUGAGAAAAAAAUGAUAGAAAACAUACUUGCCGAGAAGAAAAGGUAGAUCGCCGAGGGAGGUUGAAGAUCGCGGCGAUUAUUUCGUUUGAAGAAACGAACCGAGCCGGAUCCGCAGAGGUUCCGGACGGGCGAGGGAGGCUAAACCUCCCACCGUCCCCAUGAAUAGCACCGCUGAUCCGAACAGCGACUUUCCAUGAAAAAAAGACGUUUGUGUUGCUAUUCGAGCUUCGUUAUCCCACUUCGUUAAAGGGAUUUGGGGCCUGCUUCAAGAAUCUGCUACGCUUGCUUUAUGUAUGCAAGCUAGGCGCUGUUUGUAUCAGUAUUUAUUAAGGUAUUGUUUUUAUUUGUUGAUUUUUCUGCGAUGAGUUUGCCACCGAAAGUGGUCCCCAAACCCGCCGCUGUCGCAGUUAGCGGACCUGGAAGUGGCCCCUCUCCGUCGAGCCAACUGCGGGCUACCCUGACCUCCGUGUCUCUGCCGCCGGGAGCCCCAACAGCUCCUCAGCCGGGCGCUGUACCGCCACCUCAAAUUCCACGGGUUCAGCCAUCACUGGACGACCGAAUCUUCCCCACACAGCCUGGAGUCGCUGCAGUCUACAGCGUACCCAGGCAUGCUGGCCCUCCUUACACUGCUCAUGACAUCACAAAGGGACACCCUAACUUGGCAGGCACCCCGCCUGGUCAUGCCCACUCCCCGGCUCUCUCUCAGGUAUCAGUACCCACAGCUUCCCCAUAUCGCUACCCUAAGGGCUGGGAGGCAGGCGGAGGGUCUCCAUACAACCCUGGGCAAAAUGCUGGCUCCGCUCCUUUAGUGUAUUCUACCCAGACACAGCCAAUGAAUGCACAGCCACAGAGUCGCCCGUUUGCUACGGGCCCUCGACCAACCCACCAUCAGUUUUUUCAGAGGACUCAGAUGCAGACUGCGAGGCCCACCAUCCCAACGAACACACCCACUAUACGGCCCGGCUCACAGACUCCCACAGCGGCUGUCUACCCCACUAAUCAACCAAUCAUGAUGACCAUGGCUCCCAUGCCUUUCCCUUCUCCACAGACUGCACAGUACUACAUCCCACAGUAUCGCCACAGUACACCCUACGUGGGACCUCCUCAGCAGUAUUCUGUACAGCCCCCGGGGUCUGGCACCUUCUAUCCUGGUCCAGGGCCAGGGGAGUACCCUGCCCCAUAUCCUGGCCCACCCUACUACCCAGGACAGACUGUGUACCCCCCCUCACCCCCUAUCAUAGUGCCUACACCACAGCAACCUCCACCAGCCAAGCGUGAGAAGAAAACAAUCCGUAUCCGUGACCCCAAUCAGGGUGGCAGGGAUAUCACAGAGGAGAUCAUGGCAGGGGGUUCAGGGAGCAGGAAUUCAACACCUCCUGUCGGUCCCCCCUCCUCUACCCCUACCCCUCCACAGCAGCUGAGCAGCAGCCAGACUCCAGAGCAGCAGCAGCCGCAGCCUCAGCCUCCUCAGCCUCCUCAGCAACAACAAGCCCAUCCUGGAGGCUACACGUUGGAGCCACCGCAGCCCCAGCAGCCCCAGCAGCCCCAGCAGCCCCAGCAGCCACAGCAGCCACAGCAGCCGUUGACAACUGGGGCUUCAGACACCAAACCAGGGCCAGAUGAUACGCCAAAAUUGGAGCCAGUUGUCCAGAAGUCUUCCUCACCUGGGCUUGUGCAGCCUGAAGCUCCCUUGGAGAGACUGGAGGCCAACGCUCCUGUAUCUGAGCCCUCUCCUACUGUUGAACCAGAGCUUCCCUUCCCUUCCUCACUGACCGCCCCUGUCACCCUCCCACUUACAGUGGCCAACACCAGUGAACGUCCCUCAGCCAGGGAGUCCACCGCUUCAGCCUCUUCUCCCUCCUCUUCUGUUGGGGAGAGCAAACCCUCUUUGGCACCACCUCAGAUGCCCAACACAGACAAGCCUCUUUCAGACUCCCCACGAACUCUAGCUGCCUCUCCGUCGCUGGCUCCUAAGGCUUUGAACGGCCUUGCAGACUCUGGGACAGAGCUAGACGCCUCAGCUCAUGAGCCUUCUCUUCUGUCCCCAGCUGCACUCCAGCCCCAGGCCUCUACUCCUGCUUACAGAGAGGCCCCCUCCUCCUCUGAAACCUUGCCCUCUGACGUGAGGCCAGAGGUGCCCAUUGCUGCUGCGCUCUCUCCUAUGGCACCUGUGGCUGUGGUGCCUGUCACCCUGACCUCAAGUCCCAUCCCAGCUUUGCCAGUUAUGCUCCCCCCUGGCCUUCCGCCUCUAGUGCAGGCCACAACAGAGGCCGAUGAGCUGAGCAAGUCCUUAGACACUAAAGACCUCAUUCCCAGAGUAGGGACAGAGGUACAUGGUGGCAUUACUGACAGCAAAGCAGAGUCCCAGCAACAGGCACUCACCAGAAAGAGUCCCACUACAGUUAAUCAGACUGCUUCUGCUAUACCAAAGACCUGGAGAAAACCAAAUGAAGGGAUCUCUGCUGGAGACGCACCUCAAAAGGAGGAUGAGGAUGAGCCCAAGCCAGUAGAUCAGCCUACUGGAGACCAGGCCCUGCAGUCAGCGGCUCUGAGCAGCAGCCAGGUGCCUCUACCAUCAGUCUUCACCUCCGCCCCUGCUCCUGCUCCUGCUAGUAGCCCCGAGGCUGACGGAAAGCCCACCACUCCAGAGGAAAAUGGUGAGGCAGAGUUGGAGCCAAUGAGAAACGGAGCAGGCCACACCUCGGAGACGGAGAGCAGCGACAGUGGCGCCACCCCUGGAGACAAGGAAAACUCAACAGGGGCUCCGCAGGACAUGGAAGACCUGACUGAGCCAAGUGGGAAGCGUCAGUAUGACAGGGACUUCCUGUUGGGCUUCCAGUUCAUGCCUGCCUGCAUACAGAAGCCUGAGGGGCUUCCACCGAUCAGUGAUGUGGUGCUGGACAAGAUUAACCAAAACAAGUUGCCAUCUCGAGUGGUAGAUUCCAGAACUAUUUCCAGAGGACCUGAUUUCACACCUGCUUUCGCGGAUUUUGGGAGGCAGAUGACCGGAGGACGAGGCGCUGCACUUCUGAACCUUGGGGCUAGGAGGCCUCCACCCAGGAAGAUCAUCAUGAACGUGUCAGUCAAUGAUGAUGUUCAGCUGAAAAAAUCAGAGAAUGCCUGGAAACCAGGCUUGAAGAGGGAGGGACCCGCAGAGGAUCCAGAGUCACAGAAAACACAGGACCUCUUCAGGAAGGUACGAAGCAUCCUGAACAAGCUGACGCCUCAGAAGUUUAACCAGCUGAUGAAGCAGGUGACAGACCUGACUAUCGACACAGAAGAGAGGCUCAAAGGGGUCAUCGACCUGGUCUUUGAGAAGGCCAUCGAUGAGCCCAGCUUCUCUGUGGCUUAUGGAAACAUGUGCCGCUGCCUCGCCACGCUCAAAGUGCAGAUGACAGACAAACCCAACACCACAGUGAACUUUCGCAAGCUGCUGCUAAACCGCUGCCAGAAGGAGUUUGAGAAAGACAAGGUGGACGAUGUGGUGUUUGAGAGGAAGCAGAAAGAGCUGGACUCUGCUGCAUCGGCGACGGAGCGUGAACGGCUUCAGGAGGAGCUAGAGGAAGCCAAGGACAAGGCUCGACGGCGUUCCAUCGGCAACAUCAAAUUCAUUGGCGAGCUCUUCAAGCUAAAGAUGUUGACGGAGGCCAUCAUGCAUGACUGUGUGGUCAAGCUGCUAAAGAACCACGAUGAGGAAUCUUUGGAGUGUCUGUGCAGGCUGCUCACCACCAUCGGCAAGGACCUUGACUUUGAGAAAGCCAAGCCACGAAUGGAUCAAUAUUUCAAUCAGAUGGAAAAAAUCGUCAAGGAGAGGAAGACGUCAUCUCGGAUACGGUUUAUGUUACAGGACGUUAUAGACCUGAGAUUGCACAACUGGGUGUCCAGGAGAGCCGACCAGGGCCCAAAAACCAUCGAACAGAUCCACAAGGAGGCUAAGAUUGAAGAGCAGGAAGAGCAGAGAAAAGUGCACCAGCAGCUGCUCUCCAAGGACAGCAAGAGACGGCCAGACCCGCGAGAACAAAGAGAGCAGAGAGAUCAGCGUGUGCAGAGAGAGGAGACCUGGAACACUGUGCCUAUGACAAAGAACAGCAGGACCAUCGACCCCACUAAGAUCCCAAAGAUCUCGAAGCCUCAAAUGGAUGAGAAGAUCCAACUGGGCCCACGGGCUCAAGUCACGUGGGUGAAGGGCAGCAGUGGAGGAGCCAAAGCCAGCGACUCGGAAUUGUCACGGACAGCUGGUCUCAACCGUUACUCUGCACUGCAGUCCACACCCUCGCCUCAGCCCUCCACCACACCUCCACAGAAUCCAGACUAUGACUCCAGGAGACCUCUGGGAAGCGGUCGCAGCAGUUCAGGCAGAGAGCGCAGUGAGAAACCCCUGAUCUCAGGCCCGCCGGCGUCACGACCCGGACCCUUCGUCAGGGGAGGCAGUUCAAAAGAGCUGCUGGAAAGUCAAAGCCCAGAGGAGCCACGAAGAGACCGAGAGCGAGAGGGAGCUGAGCCCCGGAGACCGAGUGUCACGGAGGAUAAAGCAGAGCCGGAGCGCAGCAGAGUCAGGGAGCCUGUGAAACCUGAGCCAGUGGUCCAGACCCCAGACAGACCUGCCCUGUCUGAAGAGGAGAUUGAGAGGAAGUCCAAGUCCAUUAUUGACGAGUUCCUGCACAUAAACGAUUACAAGGAGGCUGUCCAGUGUGUGGAUGAGCUCGACUUGGGCUCUCAGCUGAACAUCUUUGUGCACGUUGGGGUGGAGUCGACCCUGGAGCGCAGUCAGAUCACACGGGACCACAUGGGCCAGCUCCUCUUCCAGCUGGUGCAGCAGGGAAUCCUGCCUAAACCCCAGUUCUACAAAGGGUUUGCAGACACGCUGGAGCAAGCGGACGACAUGGCCAUCGACAUUCCCCACAUCUGGCUGUACCUGGCCGAGCUGCUCAGCCCUGUGCGAUAGGAGGGGGGCUUCUCGAUGAGAGAGCUCUUUAGUGAAUUAAGCAAACCUUUGCUUCCUGUGGGAAGAGCCGGGAUCUUAAUUUCUGAAAUACUGCACAUACUAUGCAAACAAAUGAGCCAUAGGACUGUGGGUUCUCUGUGGAGGGAAUCUGGCCUCAACUGGAGCGACGUUCUACCAGAGGGAGAAGAUGUCCAGGCUUUCAUCUCACAACAGAAACUCCAGUUCGUUCAGUCGGACAGCUCCAGUCCUGAGGCGCCUUUGUCUAAAAAGAUCUUGGCCCCCGAGGAGCUGAGCCGACAGCUGGAGAAACUCCUCUUGGAAGACAUGGCCAGUGACGAGCAGAUCUUUGACUGGGUAGAGGCUAACCUAGAUGAAUCUCAGAUGAGCUCGUCUCCCUUCCUGAGGGCUCUGAUGACAGCUGUGUGUAAGGCCGCAGUGAAAGAUGAUAACACCAGCUGUCGAGUGGACACGGCCAUCAUCCAGAGGAGAUUGCCUGUAUUACUCAAGUACCUUAACUCAGACACUGAGCGACAGCUGCAAGCACUUUAUGCACUUCAGGCGCUGAUCGUUGCCCUCGAUCAGCCUCCAAACCUUCUCCGGAUGUUCUUUGACUGUCUGUAUGACGAGGACGUCAUCUCGGAGGACGCUUUCUACAAGUGGGAGACGAGCAAAGACCCUGCCGAGCAGCAGGGUAAAGGCGUGGCCCUCAAGUCUGUCACGGCCUUCUUCACCUGGCUGCGGGAGGCGGAGGAGGAGUCGGAAGACAAUUGACGAGGGAGACACCCGGGGACACGACGUAGUAGAACUGCAUCCUUACAGUAGAACAAACUUUCAAAAUGGGUGCGUGGGCAGGACGACAUGUUUACGGCUGGAAUUUUUUUCUGCGGUACGGUUCUGAAACAUGCCGCCAUUUUGAGUUUGGAUUCCAACGGCGGAAGCACUAAAUACCUGUAUUAUACAUAGAAAAUAUUUUUGUUUUAAAUUUUAACUUACUUUUCUUUUGUUACUUUUUAAGAAGAGACUUAAAAGAUACAUAGGUUCUGGACUCUUUAAUUUAUUAUUUUUUUAAGGACUGCAAAUAUGAAAGUUAUUUAACAUUUGCAGAUGCUCACAAUGAGAACAAGACAACAAAUAACAAUAUAAUUAAUUAUGAUAACAAAAUAAUAAUUGUGAAAUAAAUAGCCUCCCUGGAUUCCACACUGUUUGGUUUAAAACAGGGUAAAGCAAAAUUAUUUUGGGAUGAAGGGGAAGCAGAGAUUUAAAAAAAAAAAAAAGGAGUGAAUGCACAGGAACUAUUAAUGUUGUCCAAGGUCAAAGGUUAUCUUGUAAUAACCACAAAGUGUUUCCCUCAGCCUUGGCUUGCUCUGCGUUGAUUUGUACAUACGCCUCAUGAGAGGUAAAGGUAUGCAUUCAAGAAGCGAUGCAAAGUCAGUCCACAGAACUGUCACACAAACGCAGACGAACAAACCGGAUACAUUCAGAUGACAUGAGCAAAAAUGCAACUUUAAAAAGCAAAUGGCCAGGGUCGCUGAACAUGAAAUGCUUGUAAUACUUAAGACCUACGGAGCAGACUAAAGCUUGUAAAUACAUUAAAGACAAAAAAGGUAUUUAAAAAAAAAAAA